AUGGAGAAGGAAAAACGCUCUCAGAAAAAAAAAAGGAAAAAAGAUGAAGGACAAAAAAGUGAGGGAAGCGAGAAGGGUGGGGAACCUCACAGCACAAGCAAUUACGGAGAAAGCGGCCUAGACCAGGGCCAUCCCGACAAUGAUGACUCGGAUAGCCAAGAAGAAAUGAGCGACUUGGAGGACCUCCCAGAAUACGAAAGAGAACUAAUCCUCGCGAAGAGGCAUGAAGAACACAUGAUAAAGGAACAUCGAAGAAUUCUCCUAAAAAAGGUGAAGCCACAGUUACAAUCGGAAAAAACAGAUCAGGAUGAUGACACCAACCAUGUGGUGCAGGGAGGGAAAUCAGUUGGCACUGCCCUAGGUAACCCCCUUGGGAGUAACCCUGUGGGAAGCACCCCCCUUGGGAGCACCGCUGCUGGUGGGAAGAACGCCCCCAAGGAGGAGAAGGAAGAAGGGGGGGGCAUCAACACAACAAGUGCACACACAAACCAAAAUAAUCAAAAAAAUAUUUUCUUCAUAACCAACGUUGUAAAAAGCGAAAAUUAUUUCUGUAUCGAUAGACACACAAACGUGAAAUUUGAACUAGCUCAUUUGGAGAACAUAGAAAAUGCACACUUCUUCACACGAAUAAAGAGCCGAAUGAUAAAAAAUAAAAAGCUACAAAUAAAUGAGUUAUCAUCACAUGAUAAUCCUUCUCUCCCACAUGGUGGUAGUACCUUCCUAUGUGAUCUGAAUAACAUAUGUGAUCAAAAAUUCUCCGUGGAUGAAUAUAAUUGCAUUAAGUUAUUUUCCAUAGAUGUACAAAUUUUAAAAAAUUUCUAUCAAUUUUUGAGAGAGAAAAUUGAAGACUUAAAAAAUUUUCGUUAUACAGACAAACAAAUUGCAGACUUGGUAGAAAUGAAAAAGAAGCAAAGCUUUCAUGAAAUUUUUAGCAACAAGAAAGGCUUGGAUUCUGUUCCUAUUUCUCGUAUUACUGUACAGAGGGAGAUUUGCUCCAUUCAAAGAGAAAUUGAUACGCUGAAUUACUCCAUGAGGAGAACCAACCCUCGGGACCACCAUGCUCUGUCACAGCUGGGCCACCAAAUUGAUGCCCUCACGAGGAAGAAGGACAUCCUGAAGGGGCAGCUGCAGAAGGCUAGAAGUAACACAAAGAGUGGAGCAGCGGCGCGGAGUAGCACAGCGGGUGGAACAGCGGCUCUCCACCGUUUGUCUGCCUACUUGGACGACCCGCCGGCGGACAGCUCGGAGGAGGAAUCGGGGGAGGACUACCAUCUCUUCGGGGGUAACAAAUGA
This is a messenger RNA of Plasmodium cynomolgi strain B, 1293 nucleotides long. RefSeq lists its product as hypothetical. Lineage: Eukaryota; Apicomplexa; Aconoidasida; Haemosporida; Plasmodiidae. The record is from RefSeq and is a predicted model, not a curated record. The coding region runs from base 1 to 1293 and encodes 430 amino acids. The transcript has 3 exons.